AUGAACGCGAACGCGUCCACCUUCGUCCCGUCCACCUUCCUCUCUGCCAAAGAGGACAAAGAAGGAGAGGAAGACGUGAACGAGGAGGAAAACGAGGAUAUAUAUUUCGCCAUCGACGUCGAGUGCGUCGCGACUGGAUACACGCACAACGACCGAGCGGUGGCGCAGAUUGCCGUCGUGGACGACGCGAUGCGGACUUUAGUGAACGUUUUCGUGAAAGAAGAAGGCACUGCUUCCACGUCGUACGAUGAUGAAAAUGAAAACGAUACCAACAUAGUGUCCACGAUUGAACCGUUGACGGGGAUAACGAGGGAAAAAUUAGAGAAGGAAGGAAUUCCGUUUGCAGAUGGUAAGAACUGA
Molecule: messenger RNA, 360 nt
Organism: Bathycoccus prasinos
Lineage: Eukaryota; Viridiplantae; Chlorophyta; Mamiellophyceae; Mamiellales; Bathycoccaceae
Exons: 1
Coding region: 1-360 (119 amino acids)
Source: RefSeq, a predicted model, not a curated record